Messenger RNA from Cladocopium goreaui, 1449 nucleotides. The record is from the annotation of a GenBank genome assembly. NCBI's taxonomy places the organism in Eukaryota, Dinophyceae, Suessiales, Symbiodiniaceae.
AUGGCUGAUUCCCAUCAGCGCUUGACCCGGGGAACCUUGGAUGAUGGUUUGGACAUCACUGCUCCGUCCUCCAGCUUGUCCGAUGAAGCCAUCGAUGCCCAAAUCCAAGCUUCCCUGGCUGCCUGCCAAGCUCUUCAACAACAGCUUGGUAUGAUGACUGGUGGUUCCCCUGGAGAUGGAGGUCGAGAUCUAUUUGCGCAACCCAAAGCUGCAGGGCUUUUCGUGCCUGGCUUGCCUGGGGGGCGACCUGAAGCCCUUGCUUCCCCGGGUGAUGCUAAGACACCAGAUGCACACACUCAGCGUGCAGCGUACCAACAGAAAAAGAUCUAUGUUCCAUCUUCUUAUGAGUUCAGCCCAGAGGGUGUUGGAAAUGGAGAGAAUGGUGGAAAUCGGUUUGGGAGUUGUUCAGGAUUUCCAUCUACGUGUUUGGAUUUGGAUGCUGUUUCACCCGAAGAGCACAAUGGGGAAGUCACAACGCCCAAAGCACCACCACCAUUGCCCUCACCCAGUCAGAGUGUGGUCUCAAAGGCACCCCAGGUGGUACCCAAACCCACUCCGCCACUGCCACCGCCCAAAGCACCGGCCAGUUCAAGGUUGAAGAGAUACUUUGAACCAGCCAAUGGACAAACCGCCGCAAGCCCGGAAGCACUGGCCAUGUUCAAGGACAAAAGUAAGAGAGACAAGCUUGCCGAGAUCUUCAGACGGGAGGGGUCUUUCCAGGCGAUGGAGCUCAAGAUCAAACAUACCAUAAUCGAGGAGGAGAAGAACAAAGUUCUUGGCGGCUGGCACACAGAGAUAUCGCUGAGAGCCAAAGGAUGGGAUGAGUUGAUGAUCAAGAAUGCAAAGAACUGGGCCACCUCGCGUGGUCUCGAACGCAAAAAUGAAGUACACGGGGCGCAGGAAUUUCGUAUCCCCACCGAUUAUGAAUUUGAAUAUGGCAACACCAGGAGGAGGGAAGGAGAGGGAGAAGUCACCGUUCAGGUUCAGGAUCCGGAAGGAACAAUGAUGGACUUUAGUGACAUGGGAGAAGAGCAAACAAUCAUGCGAGGCGUGGAUGGCCACGCUAGCAACCAAGUUGCAGCCCAGAGCGCAGCAGCGGCAAAGUUGGCCAGCCUGCCGAUGGUUCAACAAAAUGGUGACCCAUAUUGUUACAUGGCACAGUAUGUGGACGAGAUGGCCAAGAAGCUUGACAAGAUCGACGAACAAAAGCCUAUUUCGGCCCCAAACUUGUUAGCCAACCCCCCUAGGAUGAUGAAGCAAGUGGUGGCUGAGCGGGAUUCCUAUGCCCAGAUGUUCAACAAGCUGGUGCAAUUUCAGGAAGCUAGCUGUGGCAUUGAAGCUCCAACGGAACAACAGAAGACCCAAUUGCGCAGCAUAUACAUCGAGUGCACCAAAGCAGACGUCCGGGUGAACAACAUGAUGUCUCGUGCGAGGCCAUUCUAUCCAUGA